Aspergillus welwitschiae is the source of this 775-nucleotide messenger RNA. Its product is annotated as Zn(II)2Cys6 transcription factor domain-containing protein. The transcript is spliced from 2 exons. Gene Ontology annotation, molecular function: zinc ion binding; DNA-binding transcription factor activity, RNA polymerase II-specific. NCBI's taxonomy places the organism in Eukaryota, Fungi, Ascomycota, Eurotiomycetes, Eurotiales, Aspergillaceae. Bases 93 to 602 code for a protein of 169 amino acids. Gene Ontology annotation, biological process: regulation of DNA-templated transcription. The record is from RefSeq and is a predicted model, not a curated record.
CGUUGUCCCCCUCCCACGGGCCUCUUGUCUUCUCCCGUCGCUGCUUCUUCUCCCCCUCCGUCAUCAUAUACAGACACACUCUCUCUUCAGUCAUGGCCCAACAAGGGUCUGGGAAACCUUUUCGUCCCAUUGCCCCUAGGAGGAUACCAGAGCCUCCAACCCCGGCCGCUGCGCCCGAGGAGGGGAAAAUAAAGCGAGCUUCCACGGCUUGCGGGGAAUGUAAACGACGUCGAACGAAGUGUAGUGCAGAUACAACAGGGACGCCGUGCGCUGAAUGUGCUCUCCACGACCGGGAGUGCGUGAUCGAUGAAUUCGCCGAUAAACGACGCAAGGUAGCGGCCAAGCGUGCCCAGGAGGAUCUAAAAUAUUACCGGGGCUUUGUGGAACAACUUCUUGAGGCGCUGCGAUCUGGUGACUGUGCCACCAUCGAUGGUAUUCUCGACGUCAUCCGGUCGGGCGCAACUCAUGAUGAAAUCCGGGCGGUUCUUGCUCGCUCCGCGCCGAAGGUUGAGAUUAAUAUCCCCGACGGAGUAGAUUCCGUGGUGACAGACGGCAACAACAGCCCGCCGGCGAGCUCCAAGCCGGAUGGCCUACCCGAAUGACGAGAAAUAAAACGAACCUACCACCAGCGACGAUUUAUACUUGAUGACCGCUUACCUUUCCUAUCUACGACUCUGACACGAGCACGCGACGACAGCACCGGUUUACUCUUUUUUUUUGGCUUUCUAUUCUUCGACAAGACAAUGAGAGGCUACGUUAAUGGGCCUCGAGGAAG